Saprolegnia parasitica CBS 223.65 is the source of this 992-nucleotide messenger RNA. RefSeq lists its product as hypothetical. Gene Ontology annotation, cellular component: cytosol. Gene Ontology annotation, molecular function: NAD binding; glyoxylate reductase (NADPH) activity; hydroxypyruvate reductase [NAD(P)H] activity. The transcript is spliced from 6 exons. Lineage: Eukaryota; Oomycota; Saprolegniomycetes; Saprolegniales; Saprolegniaceae. The record is from RefSeq and is a predicted model, not a curated record. Bases 1 to 939 code for a protein of 312 amino acids.
AUGGACGUCAAGUGCAAAGUGCUCGUGACGCGCCACAUUCCCUACGUCCUCGAGCAACUGGCCAAGAACCCGAGCCUCGUCGUGGACUGCUACGAGCAUGCCGACGUGGCCAUUCCGCCGGCAGAGCUUGUUGCCCGCGCGGCUGGCUGCACGGGCAUCCUUUGCAUGAUCACGGACAAGAUCACGCCGCAAGUGCUUGACAGCGCAGGGCCCUCGCUCAAGGUCGUGUCGACGAUCUCGGCGGGAUUCGACCACAUCGACGUCGCGGCCUGUCGGGCACGAGGUGUCGCUGUUGGCCAUACACCAGGCUGCUUGCACGUGUCAACGGCCGAACUGGCCGUGAGCUUGACCUUUGCCAUCAAGCGCCGGCUUCUCGAGAGCCACAAGAGUGCGAUUGCUGGCGAGUGGGGUGUCAUUCAAGUCUACCAAUUCUGCGGCUCGGACGUCUCGGGCUGCACUGUAGGCGUCGUGGGCCUUGGCGAAAUCGGCAUUGCGUACGCUCGCAUGCUCCAAAAUGGCUUUGGGUGUCGGAUCCUCUACAGCGGGCCAAGAGAGAAGACAGCGGCCGACUUGGGUGAUCUUCGCGCCACAUUCGUGGACCUCCCCACGCUUCUCUCAGAAAGCGACGUUGUGAGCUUGCACUGCCCGCUGACACCAGCGACGCCCCGGCGCCGUUCUCAUCAACACGGCACGCGGGACGUGGUCGACCAAGACGCGCUCGUGGCCGCGCUGCAGUCCAAGCCGAUAGCUGCAGCGCUCGACGUCACGUCGCCCGAGCCCCUUCCGCCCGCGCACCCCCUCUUCCACUUGCCCAACUGCAUUGUUGUGCCACACAUUGCGUCGGCGACGCUGCGGACGCGCCACGCCAUGUGCGACCGCGGUCUCGCCAACGUCCUUGCCGGUGUCGCGUCUCGCCCGCUCCCGACGCCAGUGCCGUAGUAAAGACAUAAUUCCUUGAUACUUUGAAACUUGCCAUCGUACAAGUGGCGCCG